AUGAGUGUCGCCCGACGUUUUCACACAGCAACCAUAUUAACAAAUGGAUCAGUAUUAGUUGCUGGAGGAGAUAACAACGGUAGUUAUCUCAAUAGUGCUGAAUUAUAUAAUCCUUCAACAGGCACUUGGACAGUCACAGGAAAUAUGAGUGUCGCACGAUAUCAACACACAGCAUCCACAUUAGCAAAUGGAUCAGUAUUAGUUGCUGGUGGAUACAACAGUGGUGGCUAUCUCUAUAGUGCUGAAUUGUACAAUCCUUCAACAGGCACUUGGACAGUCACAGGAAAUAUGAGUAUCGGACGAUAUUAUCACACAGCAUCCACAUUAGCAAAUGGAUCAGUAUUAGUUACUGGUGGAUACAACAGUGUUAGUUUUCUCCAUAGCGCUGAAUUGUACAAUCCACCGACAGGUACUUGGACAACCACAGUAAGUAUGAAUACUACACGAUGUCUUCAUACAGCAUCCACAUUAGCAAAUGGAUCAGUACUAGUUGCUGGUGGAUCGAGCAGUAGUGGUGUUAAUGCCAAUAGUGCUGAAUUGUACAAUCCAUUAACAGGCACUUGGACAACUACAGGAAACAUGAGUAUCGCACGGUAUGGUCACACAGCAUCCAUAUUAGCAAAUGGAUUAGUUUUAGUCGUUGGUGGAUAUGGCAACAGUGGAGAUCUCGACAGUGCUGAAUUGUACAAUCCAUCAACAGGCACUUGGACAACUACAGGAAACACGAGUGUCGCACGAUGUUAUCACACAGCAUCCACGUUAGCGAAUGUAUUCGUACUAGUUAUUGGUGGAGUGAACAGCGGUGGCCAACUUAAUAGUGCUGAAUUGUACAAUCCAUCAUCAGGCACUUGGACAACUACAAGAAGCAUGAAUAUCGCACGAGAUGUUCACACGGCAUCCAUAUUAGCAAAUGGGGCAGUAUUAGCUGCUGGUGGAUAUGGCAGUAGUGGUAUUCUCAAUAGUGCUGAACUCUAUGAAUCGAUAUAA
Molecule: messenger RNA, 987 nt
Organism: Adineta steineri
Lineage: Eukaryota; Metazoa; Rotifera; Eurotatoria; Adinetida; Adinetidae
Source: the annotation of a GenBank genome assembly